Pteropus alecto (black flying fox) is the source of this 1801-nucleotide messenger RNA. RefSeq names its product purinergic receptor P2X 1 (gene P2RX1). Gene Ontology annotation, molecular function: ATP binding; extracellularly ATP-gated monoatomic cation channel activity; purinergic nucleotide receptor activity. NCBI's taxonomy places the organism in Eukaryota, Metazoa, Chordata, Mammalia, Chiroptera, Pteropodidae. Gene Ontology annotation, cellular component: plasma membrane; nuclear inner membrane. The record is from RefSeq and is a predicted model, not a curated record. Gene Ontology annotation, biological process: response to ATP; monoatomic cation transmembrane transport. The coding region runs from base 432 to 1631 and encodes 399 amino acids. The transcript is spliced from 12 exons.
GGCUGACAGCUUUAUCUUUGCCUUGUGACGGGUGGCCGGUGGUUUCCUGCCAACAGUUUCUGUUUCCGGAGGCCCAGCAGGGCCCAGGCGGAGCCAGGAGGGACAGAGGGGCUGGGCCUGGGUGGCCCUACCAGCCCCACCCCCAUCUAUCUUUGGGAAUUUAUUUGUCCACAGGCACGGCUGGCCUACAGUUCAUUGCCUGCCAGGGGCCAAGAGCUGCUCUGAUCACCCAAAGAUUCUCCCUUCUAACCCAAGCACCUCCAACUGACCUCUGACUCCUGACCUCUGGUCCCACCUGCCCUGCCCUGACCUUCGUAAGGGGCUGGGAAGCCCCUAGAAGCUCUGCUGUAGACGUGGGUGUUGGCGUCUGGCUCAGCUAGAGAGCAAGAGCUGUGCAGGGGCUCAGCUCUUGGCUCUCAGCCUGGUCCACGAUGGCUCGGCGGCUCCAGGAUGAGCUGACCGCCUUCUUCUUUGAGUAUGACACUCCCCGAAUGGUACUCGUGCGCAACAAGAAGGUGGGCGUCAUCUUCCGCCUGAUCCAGCUCGUGGUUCUGGUCUACGUUGUUGGGUGGGUCUUUGUCUACGAGAAGGGCUACCAGUCCUCCAGUGGCCUCAUCAGCAGCGUGUCUGUGAAACUCAAGGGUCUGGCUAUGACGCAGUUCCCGGGCCUGGGCCCCCAGGUCUGGGACGUGGCUGACUACGUCUUUCCAGCCCAGGGAGACAGCUCCUUCGUGGUCAUGACAAAUUUUAUUGCGACCCCCCAGCAGGCUCAAGGCUACUGUGCAGAGAAUCCAGAAGGGGGCACGUGCAAGAAUGACAGUGGCUGCACUCCAGGGAAGGCAGAAAGGAAGGCCCAAGGCAUCCGCACGGGCAAGUGUGUGGCCUUCAACAACACUGUGCGGACUUGUGAGAUCUUUGGCUGGUGCCCCGUGGAAGUUGAUGACGACAUCCCACGCCCCGCCCUUCUCCAAGAAGCCGAGAACUUCACUCUCUUCAUCAAGAACAGCAUCAGUUUUCCACGCUUCAAGGUCAACAGGCGCAACCUGGUGGAGGAGGUGAAUGCCACCUACAUGAAGACCUGCCUGUAUCAUAAAACCUCACACCCGCUGUGCCCUGUCUUCAAUCUCGGCUACGUGGUACAACAGUCAGGACAGAAUUUUAGCACCCUGGCUGAGAAGGGCGGGGUGGUGGGCAUCACCAUUGACUGGAAUUGUGACCUGGACUGGAACGUACGACACUGCAAACCCAUCUAUGAGUUCCACGGGCUGUAUGAGGAGAAAAAUCUGUCUCAAGGCUUCAACUUCAGGUUUGCCAGGCACUUCGUGGAGAAUAGGACCAACCACCGGCACCUCUUCAAGGUUUUUGGGAUUCGCUUUGACAUCCUCGUGGAUGGCAAGGCUGGGAAAUUUGACAUCAUCCCCACAAUGACUACCAUUGGCUCUGGGAUUGGCAUCUUUGGGGUGGCCACAGUUCUCUGUGACCUGUUGCUGCUCCACAUCCUGCCCAAGAGGCACUACUACAAGCAAAAGAAGUUCAAGUAUGCGGAGGACAUGAGGCCAGAGGCGGGUGAGCAUGACCCCGCAGCCACCAGCUCCACCCUGGGCCUGCAGGAAAACAUGAAGACAUCCUGACCCUCAGCCCUCAACUCCUGACUGGACACAGCGUGAGGCCCUGAUGGGGUCCCAGCCAGAGCAGAAGGGUCUCCUCAGGAACUCUCCCGCCCUCUCAGCUAGGCAGACACUGGGUUGCCGAUAGUUCAUGGUGGACACUGGGAGAGACUUGCACAAUUUUGAGCUCUGGC